Aspergillus viridinutans is the source of this 468-nucleotide messenger RNA. RefSeq lists its product as uncharacterized. The record is from RefSeq and is a predicted model, not a curated record. NCBI's taxonomy places the organism in Eukaryota, Fungi, Ascomycota, Eurotiomycetes, Eurotiales, Aspergillaceae. The transcript has a single exon. The coding region runs from base 1 to 468 and encodes 155 amino acids.
AUGCGUGCAAUUCUCAACUCAAGUACAGUUCUGCUUGCUCUCUCGUAUCUCGGUCUCGUCCAGGCCGAUGUCCCCCGCUUGGUGGACACUGCAGCUUCUGAUGGCACAGGCUAUUGCGGAGAUGCCAGCUUUAUCAACCAGUCCUCGGGCGGCUCGCCGUUGGUUUCCGACUGUGAGGCGCUGCGCCAGCAAAUUCGCGACAAACACCUCGCAUAUGCAUUUGCAGGCUACGGGAACAAUCACUGGGUCCCUUUCGACAGCCACGGGAGCUGCGUCAUUGGUUUCUCCUGCCAAGGCCCGUAUGGCGUGUACUGGUGUGAAGUCGAUUCCAGGGAUGCCGCGGAUCUAAUUACCUCGAGCAUCGACAAGUUCCGUUGGGACGGCAAGGUCGGUGCGAAGGGCCAAAUGCCGUGCGACUCUAGGGAUGGAGCGCGGCGUACGACUUAUUGGGCUAUAUACCAUACUUGA